Molecule: messenger RNA, 312 nt
Organism: Porites evermanni
Lineage: Eukaryota; Metazoa; Cnidaria; Anthozoa; Scleractinia; Poritidae
Source: the annotation of a GenBank genome assembly
AUGUACAAGAUGCACCACCCCAAAUCUGACGUGGACAGGCUGUACUGGCUCAGAACUGAAGGAGGUAGAGGGCUCAUACAACAUCAGCUUUCCUGCAAGUCAACCACUAUCGGUCUUGAUAAAUACCUCCAGGAGACGCAGGACACCCUCCUCCACGUUAUCAAAGACCAUGACGGCAGGAAACCCUUGUACUCCAUCAGCAGACAGUCAAUGAGGUUAAGUCGGGAACUGGGAGUGCCUGUAAUACCACCUGCAGAGGAUGAGGCGAACACCACCUAUGCCCGCAGAACAAGGGCCAAGGCCAAACACUAG